UAGCAUCGGCUUCGUCAAUCAAUCUGGCACUACUGUGUGAGGGGGAGACGGAAGGAUUCUACUGCUCAUGAUUCCAUCCAGCCUGAAGGUCGUCACUCGUGCUUACAGAAAAGGUCACAUCACAAGUGAUAAUGGUAUCCCAUCUUUCAUUUGAUUAAAACACAGGAAAAAGCACGUUGUAACAGCGUUUGCCAAGUCGUAAUUUACAAAAAGGUGCCCUCUACCGCAGCUACGUUCACUCCUGAAUGAAAUACUACACAGAUCUUCAAAAUGUUUGAUGCUGUUCGGAUGCGAUGCAUAUCAUCUAAAAAAUGGAAAUGACAAGGAAAUAACUUUCAAAAUAGCAUCGAUCACUAUUUUUGAAAAAAGCUAAAAAGAUUAUGAUUGCUGAUUACAGUGAAACGGAUACCAUGGAAAUGACGCAUCUUUUAUAAAUUUCAUGCCUUAUGGUGACCCUGCUGUUCGGUUUAUCAAAACUGCUCUUCGGGAACUCUUGACUUAUUAAUAUGAUAGAGAGAUGUAAGGAGAUAAAGGAUCAGCUUCGGUAUCAGAAUUGCCUGAAAAAAAAACUACACUCACCCAAAAUCUGCUGGAGGCGGCACUUAAGUGACGUCAGAAAAUGUAAAACUGGUAUUUUCAGAUUUUGAAUGAUUUUAUCAGAACUGAUAGUUAUUCAAAGUUUAUUGAUAUUGUCAAGCCUGUCAGAAAACAGCUUCGUAAGAACAAUGUAAAAGCAAUGUGAAUAUUUCUUCUGAACCACUUGCGCGAAAGGAUCAAUUAAACAAAGAGAAAAAUGGCCACCAAUAUGAAGCUGAUGCAGGAAAUUAGUGACCAAUUCCUUCAUUGUAAAAUAUGUUUGGAACCAUAUAAAAGUCCGAAAACACUUACUUGCUUACAUACGUUUUGUUCAGAAUGCAUUCAACAACAUGUGGAUUCGGAAAACACGCGUUCUCGAUACUCUUUAUAUAACCGCCACGUCACUUGUCCCCUAUGCCGCAAACGAACAGAAAUUCCUACAGGUGGAGUUAGACGUCUUCCAGAUAAUUUCCUUUUGGCCAACCUGACAGAAGUAAUUGACAGAAAAAGACCACUGAAAAUCCCACCAUGUGAAAUUUGUCAUACUGUUAGACCAAGAAGUAAUGAUGCAUGUUCAAAGUGCCUAGACUGUUCAAAAUUACUAUGCAAGGCUUGUGUUGAGUUACAUUUAACAACAAAAGUCACACAAAAUCAUAGCUUGAUUGAUGUUGAGGGAGAAAAAGAUAUUGAAUGUAAAGUUCAUCCAGACGAAAUAGUACGAUUUUACUGUGAACCCUGUGAUGCUUGCAUUUGUGUUGUUUGCACUUUUCAGGAACAUCGGGACCAUGAAAUAUGUUCAUUCAGCGAAGGAUACUCAAAAUAUAAAUCCUCAAUGGAGUCAUUGUUGAAUAAUUGCAGAAGUAGAUACGAGGUUGUCCAAGAUCGAAUUACUAUUAUGAAUCAAUGCGAAACAAUUUUGAAGGAGACGAGAGAAAAUAUAAGAGACUUGGCUAUAAGUUAUAUUCAACAAGUGCGAUCCACCGAAAAAGAGCUGCUGAAAGAAGUUGAGUCUUAUUUUGGUGAAAACAUCAUGUCUUUUCUUGAAAAUAAAGACUGGCUCCAAGAAAACUUGGACGGGCUACAAAAUGCAUGUAACUUGACAGAUAUUAUAAUGAGGGACAAAGGUGUCGAAAUGCUACUAUUAAAGAAAGAGAUGCAGAACAAACUGGUAUCGCUUUUGGAACCAACUCUACCUGAACCUCCAGAGGAUGUAACCAAUUUCACAACCAAAAUUAGAUUCAUUCCAGGUGGAAUAAAAUUUGGAAGGCUCACCUUUAAUGAAAACUCCGAUGAAAAUGAAAAUUCAGAAUAUUCAAUGGAUCUACAAAAAAAUUCAUUUGGAUGCCAGACAGACGACUCUGCAAAUGAAGAAUGUGCCAAACGUUCAAAAGAAAGUAGUAUACAAAGCUUCUCCGAAACUAGUUCUGUGGCAUCUGAAAUGGAAAUCAGUUAUACUUCAGAAGUAGCAAAUUACUAUGGACAUAAAAUGGGCUCACAAAGUAGUCUUCGAUCACUGACACCAGUGCCAACGGUUGACGCGUGUAUGCAAACCUUUUCAAACGUUGGCUCUAAAGGUUCCGGUAUUUGUGUGAAAUGUUGUCAAGAUUUACAAUCUGAGAUCAACAUUGCAUCAUCAAAUUACAACACGGCCCCUUGUGUUCAAGAUGUCAUCGUUCUUGAUUCGGCAGAGGGAAAUCCCAAAGAAUGGCGUAGGAGAAGACGAAGUUUGAUACGAAGUAGGCGAGUUCAGACUGAUCUUUCUAUGUCGAAUGAAAGUGUGGACGAAAUGAGUCUCUCUGUGCCAAACUUGCGACAUAUACCAGAAAGAAGCCUUUCAUGUGAUGCAAUGACAAGCAUGCAUAAGCGAGAAACAAGAACGAUAGCUCUCGAUCCGAUUAUUUUAGAAUGUAUCAAUGAAAGGAAACAGAAGAUAUCUACUCGAGACACAACGACAAUGACAACUAUGGAAAUGAAACCAGUCGUGCCAACUAGAAAUGCUUCAACGUUCACCAAUGCACCUCGUACACGAGACUCAGAAAUGCAAACCAAAGUAGAAAACAAAACGUGUGAUACACAAACUCCGAAAGUGAUCCAGUCUACUAAGAAUGUUGGAACCGAUUAUGCCGGACAGACAGAUAAAGGCACGGCUACAGUUAAAGUCUCUCUUAUGGAUAGUGAAACCACCAUGCCGACGAUCUGUCAUUCUUCUGUUGAGACCUGGACAGAUCCACCAUCGACAACUGACAGGUCAACUUUUACUGUAGUUUGUAACACAGCAGAUGCAGUUACGGAAAUGACGCCAAUUUCUGUCUCAGAUCAGGGUUUGCAAGUAAAGCCUAACCAAAGGGACAUGACCACUUUAACGCAACCGAGAAAUAUGUUAAACUCAUGUAUUCAGACUGAUCACUGGGAACCAUCCGGUUCAUCUGAAAAUAGAAAGUCUUGGCAUGGUGGUCUACUGAAACUGUUCAAGGGAAAAGGAUCUGUAGACAGUCGCGGUUCAAAUGACAGGCUUUCCAGUCAAUCGAGUUUGACAGAAAUGUUACCACCUUUGAGUCCCACAAUGGUAGAAGCAAGCACAGAGACGUGCUCUGCUGUGUUUUCAGAUAAAGAAACAAACACUACUAAGUCAAUAAGUACAGACCAGUGGACUGAAACGAAUAAUCCUGUUUUGGUCAGUACAGGCAUAUCCCCUCCUCGACCGGCAACAAUAGAUUCUAGUGUGGAGACGAACCCUCUAGUACUGAUGGACCAAGCGACGCAUACAGAAACUGUCAAGUUGAAAGACUCAUCCACAGAGACCACACUUGUUGUUCAAGAUAAUGAAACAUUGACCGAAAGAUUAAAGUGCCAGGAUGCUCAAACAUUUGUAGAUUUAAUGAUGGAAUCAAAAGAAACAAGCACCGAUAUAAAACAAAUCGUUGAUUCCAGUGUAGGUACAUCUGAUAUGCUACGAGAAAGUAGAUCUCUAACGGACAUGUACCUAGGAAAAUGUUCAACUCCUAAGCACAAGUCAACAAACGUAAGCUUAGAAGAAUUCGUACAAAGGGUUGAUACGGCGACAAAUCCCUCUCCACCCGAUGUACACGACCGUGGCACCAUGGCGAUGUCAUUUGGACAGUCUUCUCAAAUGUUCACAGAAACUUCAACACAAACAUCAAUGGUCAAUCUCUUCGACAAGUCAAUAGGUACUUCGCGUGAUUUCGAACAAAGACCUAUUGAAUUUUGCGACAUGGCUACAUCAACAGAAUCACUACCGUACAUUGGUUUAUUGAGUGAAUUAGAGGGAGACGAACUCUUUCUUAUUCCUGAAUCUGCAUUCGACCUUGUGUCUUCAGAGCCAUCUAUAGACGAAUUUGGUGAUCCAAUUGAAAUGGUGGAUGAUUAUACAUCAACAGAUUUUGCUCCAGAUACCGAGACAGCCACGCAGACGUUCGUUAUUCCCAUUCCUCAGACAAAUGAUGUCGAUCUCAAUGAAUCAGAAGUGUGGAAGCACUCGAAAAGGAAAGACAAGGAGGGAAAGGAGCUAAUUGAUGUAUGUACUAACACUCUACCAAAAUUGACAUUUGAAAAGGAAACGUCCACACCAAUUCGGCACCUAUUUUCGAAAGGGACAAUGACAUUUUACAUUGCAAAAUCUGAUAAAGCUACAAGUACAUUCAGCAGUUCUAGACAGAUAGCCGAGAAUGUUUUCGGGAAUAAGACAAUACAUGAUACAGCAAAUAAGCUUACCAUGACUCCCAAGAUAGAGGUAACUGAUGCAGCCACCCUUACAGAAACGAACUCUGUUGCGGAAGGGAAAAUGGCGGCUUGUAUCUCAAAAUUACAAAAGGUAUCAGAGCGAUUACAAAGUCCUACUCAGAAAAAUAUGCCGGAUGUCCCUUGGAAAAGCUCAUCAGAUGAUCAGUUAUCAUCCAAAGAGGGCUUAAACGAUGUUGUUGAUGCUACAGAGCAAGAGCGACAGAGAAAUGUUCAACAAUUAAUAGCACAAUCUAACAAUGUUGGGAAAGCAAAGAAGGGGGACAGAAAACCACAACCAAUAACAACCUUGAAAGGAAAGACACUGUUACCCCCAGAAGAGUCCAUCGAUAAAACUAAUAUUCAUCCACGUGAUGGAGAGGGAAGUGAGACAAUAUUAACUGGAAACACAAGCAUCAGCAAUCAAAUGUCUCGAUAUAAUUCAGCUCCAGGAAAAAUUGCGACGGUACCAAACAAGAAAUAUAAGAUUAGUCAGAAGCAACAUAAUAAAUCCCCAAGCCGUAUUCCUGUUCACAAAGGUAGUAACACUUCGUUAGAUAAAACGCCUGUUGUAAAACCAAAAUUCCCAAAAGUUACAGGUUCUUCGAGACCUUCCUCAACAGAGUCCGAAUCAACGGCGUCAUUUAUUUCGUGCAACUCAGAUAGUUCGUUUAUUUCGAAUGAUGCCAAAAUGGACUUUUCCUCUUUGAAAAUUGAUCCUAGUCAAACUCCCUCUUCUCUUCCAAGGGAAAAAGAGAAGGUGGAAGAAGAUUCGGCAAAGAAACACCAAUCUCAGAAAAAAGUUAGCUCUUCUAACGUGAGCUUUAUGCAAAAACUCUUCUCGAAGAAGAAAAAGUAUCCCGAUCCUAUUAAAAAUCUACCAAAUACGCAUGGUAAAGAGCCAAAACAGCUUCCAAAAAAGAAUCCUUCUCCAGAAAAGGAACCGACAAAACCACAGAAAUCGAAACCUUUCGUGUACAUUCGACAGAAGUACAUGUCAAUAGAACAUGAAAAUGAAGAAGAACAGCCCGGAAGUGAAGCAUCAGGGGGAUACCCUAGACCCGUGUCUCCGUCCUCAAAGAAGGGCCGUCCCGCAAAAAGUGAAAUAGAAAAGACAACACCAAAGUUAACCACAAAGCGGUCUCAAUCGAAUCGGAAAUCUAGACCGAAAUCUAAAGAGAUAAAACAGGACGGAGGAAGCAGUAAUUCAGAUGUACGCCCAUUGUCCUCUUAUGAUAAUCUGUGAAAGUCGCGAUAAAGCAACAGAUACAAUGUUUUAUCAGAAUGUUCUUUAUAGAACAAAAUUUUAAGUUUACACUGUUUGUAAAGUGUAAAACUUUUUUAUAAUUUCAUUUUAUAGCUACAUAGACAUGUAUAAUUCACAAUUUAUUGUCAUACACUUUCAGGUAGUAAUUGUCAGGUAGUUGAUAGAAUCCGUCCUCAGAUUUUCAGUAUGGAUAUACGUACAGUUGUAAUUUGUAUGAUUUAUUUAUCAUCUUUACAUGACAGAAACAAAAUCCACGUAAAGCACCUUCUUAUACAAAUUUACAUAUACUCACUUGUAGAUUUCAUAUGCACAUCCGUUUAUACAGGACAAAACAAGAAAAUAUUAUUUAUAAUCCAUGAAAAAACCAUCGACAAUUUUUUUUUAGUUGCUGGAAAAUAUAAGCUUAUCUUCAAUUUUAAUUUGCUAACUUAAGAUUCUGUAUUCCUCGAAACACCUCUUGUGUAUACUUAUUUCUGUACAAAAGUAUUACUUACCCCUGUCAUCUCAGUGCAAUAUUGUAUAGACUGUGUACAAAAUUUACAGAAAAUGCAUUAUGAAAUUGCUGAAAUAAAAUCAUAAAAGGAU
Messenger RNA from Saccostrea echinata, 6166 nucleotides. RefSeq names its product mucin-4-like. The coding region runs from base 794 to 5560 and encodes 1588 amino acids. The record is from RefSeq and is a predicted model, not a curated record. Gene Ontology annotation, cellular component: chromatin; nucleoplasm. Gene Ontology annotation, molecular function: ubiquitin-protein transferase activity; zinc ion binding. The transcript has 2 exons. NCBI's taxonomy places the organism in Eukaryota, Metazoa, Mollusca, Bivalvia, Ostreida, Ostreidae. Gene Ontology annotation, biological process: positive regulation of DNA-templated transcription.